AUGCGGUGCAUUUUCCGGCCGCCGGAGUCUUCAUCCCUUGCACGGGAGGGAGGAGCAGCGGCAUUGCCUUCAGCCAAGGUGUUGACAAGCAAAAUAAAGAUGUAUGUCGUGCUUGCAUUUGUUGAUGGCGAAGAGCUGUUCAAUGAAAUUGCUGGUAAUUACGGGGAACCCGGAAUGGGGAAGUCAAUAUUACUGGCUGGUCUUUUAUUUCUGUCGUGCAUUGUGAACGCCCUUAAAGUUGCGGGUCAGGCGGCAUCAUCACCACCAACGGAUGCUGAUCUGCUUCAGGUGGCUGCUUCUCUCCAAAUGUACGUCGAGGAGUUGCCUGACAUGCCUAAGAUCAAUGGCUACUCUUCCUACAAUGGGCGACUUGGGCCAGCCAAUCUCACCAUAGGGAUGUUUGAAAAGAAAUGGAAAUUCCAUAGAGAUCUACCAGCCACCACCGUCUUCGCAUUUGGAACGUCAUCAACCACAGCAACAGUUCCCGGUCCGACAAUAUUGUCCCUUCAAAAUGUGCCAACCUACGUCACAUGGGAAAAUCACCUACCAUCAAACCAUAUACUCCCUUGGGAUCCGACCAUCCUUACUGCAGUACCAAAGACUGGUGGUGUAGCCACGGUAGUCCAUCUCCAUGGUGGCAUUGAUGAACCACAAAGUGAUGGCAAUCCGUUUGCAUGGUUCACUGCAGACUUCAAUCAAACUGGACCAGCUUGGACCACACCAACCUACACUUAUCUAAAUGACAUCCAGCCACCAGGCAACAUCUUUUACCAUGACCAUGCACUUGGCCUGACCAGAUUGAACAUCUUAGCUGGUCUCUUUGGGGGGUACCUCGUUAGCGACCCUGCCACAGAAGGCUGCCUGAAUCUUCCCUCCAGCUCAUUCGACCGGCUGAUCCUGAUCUUCGACCGCAGCUUCAACAAAGACGGUUCUCUAUACAUGAACUACACCGGUGUGAACCCACCCGUCCACCCUCAAUGGCAGCCGGAGUAUUUCGGGGAUGCCAUCAUAGUUAAUGGCAAGGCAUGGCCUUUCAUGAAUGUUCAAGUGAGAAAGUACCGUUUCCGGAUUGUCAAUGUAGCCAAUGCUCGGUACUUUCGUCUUUCACUGAGCAAUGGCUUGAAUUUCACCCAGAUAGCCUCUGAUUACUCCUACCUUCCCCAGCCAGUCGUUCUUAGCUCCAUACUCCUAGGCCCUGCGGAAGGUGCUGAUGUGAUUAUCGACUUCUCGAAAUCCUCGGGUGAGGUCCUCCUGCUAAACGAUGCUCCAUAUCCGUACCCUUCCGGUAAUGCAGUGGAUUCUCUCAAUAGUAAGGUGAUGAAGUUUGUCAUCCAGUCUCAAAAUGCACCAGUAGUAGACCGCUCCGUAGUCCCCAAAAGCAUUGCUACAUAUCCGAAGCCUGUCACCACUGGCAUAGCCAGGACUCGGUACCUUGGGUUAUAUGAGUACAGCACCAAUGGUCUUGUUACACAUUUAUACAUUAAUGGCAAACGGUUUACAGAUCCAGCAACAGAGACACCAGUCCCUGGUAGCACAGAGAUUUGGAAGAUUAUAAACUUGACACAAGAUGAUCACCCUCUGCAUCUUCACUUAGCAAUGUUUCAGGCCAUAGAACGGAGAGGACUAGUGAACACAGACCAAUUGACUGCAUGCAUGAAUACCACAUAUGAUCCCAUCAAAUGUAACAUCAGUAGCUAUGAACAAGGGCCAUUGUUUCCUAUACCACCAAGUGAGAUGACAUGGAAAAAUAUAGUGAAAAUGGCUCCAGGAAACAUGACGACUGCAGUGGUGAAGUUUGGUUAUGUCCACAAGAAUGCAUCAUAUCCAUUUGAUCCGACUGCAGAGCCGGGUUACGUAUACCACUGCCAUAUAUUGGAUCAUGAGGACAAUGAAAUGAUGAGGCCUUUGAAGCUGGUUUGGUAG
Messenger RNA from Nymphaea colorata (pocket water lily), 1923 nucleotides. Its product is annotated as multicopper oxidase LPR1 homolog 1-like. Lineage: Eukaryota; Viridiplantae; Streptophyta; Magnoliopsida; Nymphaeales; Nymphaeaceae. The record is from RefSeq and is a predicted model, not a curated record. The transcript is spliced from 5 exons. Gene Ontology annotation, molecular function: copper ion binding; oxidoreductase activity. The coding region runs from base 1 to 1923 and encodes 640 amino acids.